Ustilaginoidea virens is the source of this 1677-nucleotide messenger RNA. RefSeq lists its product as uncharacterized. The transcript has 2 exons. Gene Ontology annotation, cellular component: trans-Golgi network. Lineage: Eukaryota; Fungi; Ascomycota; Sordariomycetes; Hypocreales; Clavicipitaceae. Bases 1 to 1677 code for a protein of 558 amino acids. Gene Ontology annotation, biological process: Golgi to plasma membrane protein transport. The record is from RefSeq and is a predicted model, not a curated record.
AUGUCGCUCUUCACGGCACAGCUGUUCCCAGGCCGAGCACUGGGGUUUCUGAUUCUCGGCGCAUCCCUUCAUGAUGUCUUGACCCGCCUUAAAGCUGAACCACGGCGGUUCCCCAAGCUUGAGGUCAUCUACUCGCCGGACAAGCCGGUCACCGAGCCGGUGUGCAUCGCGUUGCCGCACAACGGAAUUCGUCUGCGGUUCGAUGGCCCUGAACAGCGUCUUCGUCUGAUUGAGGUGAUCGACUUUACCAAAAACCACAUCACGUUCAAGGAUAGAGACUUGCUGAGGCCAGCGUCCAACGGCACUUCAGCACCCGGGUCCCCUAUCCCGGGAGAGUCGUCCUUGGGCCCGACUUUUAGACACAUAUACCACCGACUGCUGGGUCCGACGUACGGUGGAGAGUAUAUCCCGCCGCCGAGCCACGGUGGCGGCCAGGAAGCCGGUGUGUACGUGUUGUCCUACCCGGGGGUAGCAUUCAACUUCCCCUUGGCGAGCUCGGCGUACUCUCCGGAUAAAGAUGUGGUGUCGUUGUUCUCGUCGUCCUCGACCCAAGUCGCGACGUCCAUGGCCGUCUUCAGCGGCACGUCAUGGGCAGAGGCGCGGCAAACCUUGUGGACGGAAUCGCUGCCCAGCAUCAAGCUGGCGUCGGUGCUGCCGAGAACAAAAGAUGUCUACCCAGACGAAGUGUCCCUUGUGCGGAUACACGGCGGGGGAAAGUUGGAUUUGUUCCGCAAGUGGACAAAACACGCCUUCAGGAUCCAGCUGGGAGAGACGACACCGCAAGAGCUCAUCAUGGAGCUCGGGCCGCCAAACGCGAUAUAUCGAAGGAACGACCAGAAGAUGGUGAUUCACAAGAUGCGCACAACAAGCCACUCUCACGGCCACGGCCACUCAAAUACGGCCGAUGUCCACCAUCGACCCGAUGAUUUGACAGACACGGACCAGUCCUCGAUGAACACGGGGUCAGACGACGACGACUCGGACAUGGACUCUACCGAACCCGCUGUCACGGCCGCUGCCGCCGCUGCCGCCGCCGCCGCCGCCGCCUCCUGCGCCAUCGACGAGCAGGCGGCAGGCAACCCCUCCGGCGAGUGCUUCUACAACUACUUCUAUCUCGGGUUUGACAUUCUUCUGUCCCCGCCCACGCAACCGUCAGAGGCGCCGCCGUCAGAGGAUACGGGCCAGGCCGGUGGUCCUGAUGCGGCGGAAAACCCGGUCAAGUGCCAGCUUCCCGACCGGCUAGUUGCCAACAAGCUCGUGCUGCACGGCAACGUGCCCGGCUCGUACGAGUUCAACCGGCACCGCCGCUGCCGCUGGGACAUUGCCUACUUGGCCGACGGCAGCGGCGGCAGCGGCGGCAGCGGCGGCAGCGGCAGCAGCAGCAGCGACCCCACGACGUCGGAAACAGAAUUCAAGUACAUCGAGCGGCGGAUGAGCGACAAGUGGGCGUCUGCCUAUCCGCCCGGCCGGGCGCCCCGACGUCAGAGAGGCAUGGUCCUCAACCGCGGCUGGGGCGACAGUCCGGGGAGCAGCUGCGAGUUCCUGGGCGGGUGGGAAGAGAGCGGUGCCAGAAGGAUCGAGGCGACGGGGGACUCCACCACGACCUUGUACGGGUUCCCAGGCAUGGUGUUUGAGGUUUUGAGAAACGAUUAUGUGAAUACAGUGACGGUGUUUUGA